Molecule: messenger RNA, 1359 nt
Organism: Trypanosoma rangeli
Lineage: Eukaryota; Euglenozoa; Kinetoplastea; Trypanosomatida; Trypanosomatidae
Exons: 1
Coding region: 1-1359 (452 amino acids)
Source: RefSeq, a predicted model, not a curated record
AUGUCGUCGGUGUCGGUUGUUUUUGAUCUUCGCUACACGGACUUGGAGCUUUUUGAGUCGGCGAGGAACGCUUUUACCACGGCAGUGGGCGAAAUGCUGGCGCUCUCACGCGCUGCCGUGUUUGUGCGAGGGGAGCAGUGGCCACGUGUUGAGGUGUUCGCGGCGAAUGGAAGUCGCCUUCUGCCUGUUUGGGAUGCCGCCCGCGACACAAAUGUGAUGGCGGAUGCAAUGCGCAUACUAUCGGCGCUCACCCCGGUGCGUUCCCCGGCGCGUGACACGAACCAGUGCGUCGUGGACUCCUUGCAGCAGCUGUUGUACUUCACGGCUCAUCCCACAACGGAUAGUUUGCGCAGUCUCUUUUUCUUUACAACCUUUACAACGAUCAGUGAUUUUAGUCGCCUUGUGCACUCGGCAAAGAUUCUCGCCAUACCUUUUAUGGAACAUGCAUGGGUCUCGCUUCACUUGGAUGCCACCGCGAUGACGACAACCUCGCUUGCGUUGACGCCUGCCAUCCGCUCUAUUCGAUGUCCCAUUGCCCCUUUGGUUAUCCGCAGUGUGAUUCAGCAGUCAUUAGCGGCUUUUUUGCAGCUGCAGCGUCACGUUCCUGUGUCGCUGCGCUUUGGUCGCUAUACUGUGCCAUGCGCAGCGCGCCGCUCGUUCUUUGCGCUUCCCACGCGUUGUUGUACUGCUGAAGACUUUGAUAUGACGCGAGAAGGCGGGACGGGGGAAUCCAACGGCGACAGUGCGAUCAUGUUGCUGACUGGGCGGCAUGUUUGCAUCUCCCACUUUGAGCGCGAACGCUGGGUGACGCAGGAGGUGGCGCUCACGGCGGAGGGUGUCGUGAGCAGCGAUGCCGUGAGCGAGGAGGCGUUGUACGGCGACGGCUGGACACUCUGCCCGAAGGACUCGGGCCAGGGCGAGCGCCACCCCGAGGAAUGGAUGUACCACCUCUCGAAUGAGCUCAAGGGGGAUGUGCUCAUUCUCACAACCCAGCAGCCGCACCUGGACCCGCCCCAUCAGCUGGCGCUGCCUGUCUCCACGUUUGUUGGCUUCUUCCUGCGACCGACGCAGUUGUACCUACGUGCCCUCAUUCCACCAGAGCUGCUCUGUGAGCAGCUGGAGUCUGUGGGGGCAUGUGCCACGCGCUACCGCCAUGACGCUGCCCUCUCAGAUGAGCUAAAAAAGACGAUGAACACUCUACGCACGGAUUCCGCGGUACUCCGACUGAGGAGGCCGGCCGGCGUUUGUCGGACGUUGGUGCAGCUGCAAAGGAGUCAACAGUUCACUCUUCAGCUUGGCAAGUCACAGGGCGCCGUGAAGCGCGGCGCGGCACAGCCGCUUCAUGCCCUUCACAGAUAG